AUGCAGUUCACACUCCGCCAAGACGACGGCGUAACCCGCUGCAAAGUCGAAGCCGAAGCCUCGCACUCCUACGGCGGCGGCGGCCCCGGCCAAGUCCCUAUCGACAUGACCAGCGGAGCAAUCUACUGCUACGACGUCAACAACAACCGAGUCUACUACAACACCGACGCCAACGUGAACAACUUCAACGGCGCUACCAACACCGUAUCGGGAGCAGACUGCCACACCCAGGGCGAUGUCACGUUCCAUACCGCGUAUAAUAGCGCCAGCAACCACUUCGAGAUCUGCACUAUUACGUACAACGGGGCGGAUACUCAAGGUGUGGUUACUAGUAACAUUGAUUCUGGGACUGUGAGCGUGUCGACUUCUUAUUAUUAG
Messenger RNA from Alternaria ventricosa, 378 nucleotides. RefSeq lists its product as uncharacterized. The transcript has 4 exons. Lineage: Eukaryota; Fungi; Ascomycota; Dothideomycetes; Pleosporales; Pleosporaceae. Bases 1 to 378 code for a protein of 125 amino acids. The record is from RefSeq and is a predicted model, not a curated record.